Orussus abietinus is the source of this 2758-nucleotide messenger RNA. RefSeq names its product josephin-2 (gene Josd). The transcript has 4 exons. Gene Ontology annotation, molecular function: cysteine-type deubiquitinase activity. The record is from RefSeq and is a predicted model, not a curated record. Lineage: Eukaryota; Metazoa; Arthropoda; Insecta; Hymenoptera; Orussidae. Gene Ontology annotation, biological process: protein deubiquitination. Bases 374 to 1087 code for a protein of 237 amino acids.
UCAGUUUACUUCUUUAUUUCUUUCUAUGGAAAAGACACUGCUCGCUGGAUGAAGUAUCGGAGGUCAUCUGAAUUUCAGUGACCACGACGUUUGAAUUUCUCGCCACCGAGCACGAAGCGCCAAUUGAUGAAACCAUGGGUGAACCGUUGUAGCUUCCUGGAAAAAGAAAAUUAAAACUAUGAAUAGAACUGUCAAAUGUAGAUAGGUUAUAUUUAUCAGUGAAAUAGAUGGGAACAGAGGUGAAUUCGCUGCCAGUGGCAAUUGCAAUGCUGCUCAGGUUUUUUAAGGAAUAUCAGUGAAGCGUAAGUCCGAGACUUAUUGCCGUUACCAAGGACGUUUGUAAGUGAAAAAGUAGUAGAAUUAUGUAGUUAAGAUGGUCACGAGCACGGCAUUUGAUAUGACUGGGUCUAUAUAUCACGAGCGCCAGGUUAAAGAACUGUGUGCGUUACACGCUUUAAAUAAUCUAUUCCAAGAGAGAGGGUUUAGUAAACAAGAGCUGGACCAAAUCUGCUAUAGCCUUAGCCCUCAUGUGUGGAUCAACCCCCACAAAUCGUUACUAGGUCUUGGAAAUUAUGAUAUCAAUGUUAUCAUGGCUGCGCUGCAGCGAAAAGGACGCGAAGUGGUCUGGUUCGACAAGCGCAGAGACCCAAAGUGCCUGUGCCUGGACAACAUCGAAGGCUUCAUAUUAAAUGUUCCAACCGAAUACAGACUGGGAUUUGUUUUAUUGCCAUUAAAAAAGCGUCACUGGAUCGCUCUACGCAAGAUACACGGUACCUUUUAUAACCUAGACUCAAAGCUGGAUGUACCGCAACUCAUUGGAACGGACAAUGAGUUAUUAGCAUACCUGAAGGAACAAGUAGACAGCAAAGAAAAGGAAUUGUUUCUCGUCGUAUCUAAAGAAGUCGACAGCCAACAAGGAUGGUUAACGGAAACAAACGGGCGUAAUGUAGACAAUAACAUUGAACGAAAUUCUGUUAGUUGUAUUGAGGAUGGCUAUUCUUUGGAAAAUGAUAUGAAAAAAGUGUGGUAUAAGAAGAAAGUAAUGACAAAGCUUAAGUUAAAUCUUAACAAAAUUCCAGGUAAUUAAAGCGGAAAUGUGCUACAAUACGUUGCCAGAAAAAUGAAUCCAGAGCAAGAGGGAAAUGUUACCUUGUAUGGAAUAUACGUGACAAUAGCAUAAAUGUUAAAUAACAGAGCAACAAGGUGUUGACAAGAUAUCGUUAAAAACAAUGUGAAUACAACGCUUAUUUAUUAUGCUAAUUGUAAACAGCAAAUUUCUAAUGUAGCUAAUUGUGCUUUUAAUAAUAUAUUGUAAGCAUUCUGGCUUACGUUCACAUAUGUUGAUGUAAACUUGCAAUAUUCGGUAUAACGUAUGUACCAUACUGUGAAUGCACAUAAUUUGUAAUUUAUUAACAGUGCGAUACAGUUUCACGACGAGAUGAUAAAGGUUAAGUUAGGCUUAAAGAUGAGCUGCUUAGAUAAAUUUUCUACAUGGUAUGAUUAGGUUACAUAUUUCGUAUGAGGGGAAAAAAAAAAAAAGAAACGGGAUGAUUGAUCAUUUAUGUUACAUCGAAAUCUCUACCCUACAUGCAACUUGGAUAGUCAUCUGGAGUACAAAUAGUUACAAAUCCUUAUUAUAUUCUAUCUAUUUAUAGAGUAGAUAUUUGUCUCUUUUAUUUUUCGUGAUGAAUGUCGAAGGGAAGAAUUUCUCUUUAAGAAGCAUAAGAUGUACCAAAAAAUAUCAAAGUUACAUUACUGCGUUUUCUAACGCCAUUCAUUUUCGCUCCUUUAUACUGUAUCACUAGAGCAUUUCCUGAAUGUAAUGAAACUUGGAUCUGAUUUUAUCAAAAGACUGAUUGUUUUUUUACUAUUCUUCAACGAUUUGUUAAUAUGUAAGUCAAUGGUGUACCGUGCAAUUAAUUGCAAAAUUUAUGACAAGGGGCAUUCAAGUAAUAGAGAUAGUUGACAUUACGUGACAUUGUAACACUUGAAUGAAACCUAUUAACAUAUGUUCAUCUUAUUUACACAGAGAAAGUUGCUUUCAGAUUUGCUUAUUUUUACGACACCGUUACGCUACUGUCCAUGAACAAUGGAAGUCUAUUGACUGGAUGAAAAAGGAAUGAUAAUGUGUUCCGUGAGAUGACAGGAGUAUGGACAUUAACAUGAAUAAUUCUUCACUAAUUAAAAUUCCACCCUGAAGUAUAAUUUUUACGAAAGUACGUCGUGUACACAUGAUUGUAUAUAAAAUCCAGAUGUAGAAUGGAACUUAUUAAAUCAUAAGAUCGAAGUUACCAUGAAUGCAUAUGUAAGACGAACGCAAUGCCCAUCAUUUUCGACUUCCGCGGUGUAUUCAACAUUUUUGGCAGUUUGCUUUCUCACUCUUGGACAACACACGCAAAGCAAAAGAGCUCUAUACCGUUUUAUAAAUUUUUACCGAAAAUUCGUAAAAUAAAUAUUUUCAAGUAAUUUUUGCUUCCCUCGAAGUAAUCAGAUUGAAAAUAAGUACGCCUUCUUGCAUACUUCUGCAUAAAUACAUGUUACACCCUAAAACGAAUAUCGUAGGUUUCACGUUUGUUUAUUUCCGUCAAUAACUUUAAGUACAAGUGUAAAAGUUUAGAAUUCUGCACUCAGGUUAUGGUUUUGUGCACCCGAAUACGAUAGUGUAUUAUAUGUAUGUAUUUCUUUAAUAUGUAACGGAGACUUGUAUUUGUACAAUUUUGUCGAGUGUCAACAAUAAAUAACAGCUGAACAUUCUCCA